GAGACAACUGGAAUUGCUGCAAAAGAGAGCGAGGUGGUGAGUGCUGCAGAUGGGGCGGUGGAGUGGAAGACAGUGUGGUGGUGGCAGCAGGAGCUGGUGAGGGUGCUGCUCCCACGGGACAGGAGGCUGCUGCUGGAGGUGACAAACCUCAGGGAGAAGAAAAGGAGAUUGAUAUUUCUCAGGAAAAGGUCAGCAGCAUCCCUUCAGUAGUAAUGGAGCCAGCAUCAAACAAUCAAGGGGAAGGAGAAGAACAUGAUGUCAUCAUUAACGAGUCCAAAGAUGCUGCAGCAGAGAUGGGCACUGACAGUGAAACUUGCCAAGUUGGAAGUGAGCAGAAACCAACUGAAGAAAUCCAGACUGCACCUUCUCAAGAUCAGCCUGCAUCAGCAGGAGGCACAGCUUCUGACAUGCCACUGGGCUUUCUCUUUAAGGUUGAAGUUCUGCAUGAUUUUGAGGCAGCUAACAGUGAUGAGCAUAAUUUAAAACAAGGGGAUAUUGCACUAGUAAUUCCUUCUGAGACCACAGCUGAUCAGGAGGCUGCUUGACAGGCAUUAAGGAAUCUGAGUGGCUUCAGCACAGAGAUGCAAAUGGUUAUAAAGGACUUUUCCCAGAGAACUUCGCACGCCACCUGGAACAGUUCUUCUCACAGGCAUACAGAUGUGGUUUGAAGCUCAGUCAGUGGGUUCUUCACCUCCUUGAAACACAGGAGCCCACUUUUUCUGUAGUUCAGGCUGUUAAUGGUUUACAGAUUGGUUGCUUGUUGAAGCAUAUCAAAAUGAGCACGAGUGCAAGCAGUUAAGCUAGCCAUUUCUGAAGCAGUGCGUGAAAACAAAUCAAAUACAAACAGAAAUGUCCUCAUUUGUUCACAUGCACGUGGCAACAGGUUUGUUUGUGCUUUGCCAGAGCUGUGGUGAUCCUGUGUUAGGUCCUUUCCCAUGAAAUCCAAAGUUAGCCUCCUUGAUAGCAAAACCUGAA
Centrocercus urophasianus (Greater sage-grouse) is the source of this 975-nucleotide messenger RNA. Its product is annotated as amphiphysin-like. The coding region runs from base 213 to 545 and encodes 110 amino acids. NCBI's taxonomy places the organism in Eukaryota, Metazoa, Chordata, Aves, Galliformes, Phasianidae. Gene Ontology annotation, molecular function: protein binding; phospholipid binding. The transcript is spliced from 5 exons. Gene Ontology annotation, biological process: synaptic vesicle endocytosis. The record is from RefSeq and is a predicted model, not a curated record. Gene Ontology annotation, cellular component: synaptic vesicle; plasma membrane.